CCUUUGAUCCCUGCCUGCGGGAAAGGGGAAAAGGACGGGCACGGAGCGGGGCAGCGCGGCGGGGUUUGGGCUGCAAGCGCCGGGCGGACGCAGUAACAAAAAAAGAUUGAUUAGGUGAAGUGGAGAGUUUGCCUUUCAUGAUGGAUUGGUACCCCUAAGCUUAAAGGUGGUCCUUGUCUGCCCAUUUCUGAAGAAGCCCUCUCUGGACCCAGGGAUUACUACUGACCAAUCAUAAUAUCCCUGUUUUGGGUGAAGUGCUGGAGAAGGGUAUGCUAUGACAGGUUGUAAAUUGCUUCUUGGUGCUUUUAGACAUCUAAAUGUCUGGCUUGGACUCUUGGACAAAUCUCCUCACAAACUUGGUUUUCCCUGGAGGACCUUUCUUUGUGCUGCAAGUCACCAGCCCAUAACAGCAAUUUUCCCCAAACGUUUCUCUGUUUCUCCCAUUCAGCAUCAUGCAUUUUUAAUACCAUGGUCAAAAAGUGUGACAGGGAUUUCAGUACGACACAAAAGUAACAAAAGUUCACAUAAAAAUGUGAAACAAACUGUAGAAGAAGAGUUGGAGGAGGAACACACAAGUGAAGAAGAGAUAAUUGAUUCGGAAGAUGAGUUUGAAGAUGAUCCCAGCACAGUGAAGAAUUACAAAGAUCUUGAGAAAGUAGUACAAUCUUUCCGAUUCGAUGUAAUCUUGAAAUCUGGUUUAGAUAUUGCAAGAAACAAAGUGGAAGAUGCAUUCUACAAUGGUGAGCUUAGACUGAACGGAGAAAAACUGUGGAAGAAAAGCAGAUCGGUAAAGAUUGGUGAUACAUUGGAUCUCAUUCUUGGAGAAGAUAAAGAAACAGAAACAGCUGUAGUUAUGCGAGUUGUUUUAAGGAAAGCAUCUGACAAGAAUGAGAGUGAUAAAUACAGAGUGGUGUUGAGGCGCUGGAAGAACUUAAAGGUGCCCAAGCAGGAUGUACUGAAGUGAAUAAGUAAACUGCAUGUUAUGACUGAUUUCCUGUGAGCAAUCACAUUUGUUGUAUAAUAUAUACAUUUUGGUUAAACAAAGUUCUUUUUUUAAAAAAAGGAUAUGAGAUGGCAUGCCACUUUCCUUACUGUAAACAUCACUUCUGUUUGUUCCGUGACUCUCAAGUUUGCUGUUUUCAUUUCAGCGGGAAAAAACAAAACACUGUUCCUAUGAGAAAUAAUAAAAGGCAAGCCCAA
Messenger RNA from Python bivittatus (Burmese python), 1200 nucleotides. RefSeq names its product mitochondrial transcription rescue factor 1 (gene MTRES1). Gene Ontology annotation, biological process: regulation of mitochondrial transcription. Gene Ontology annotation, molecular function: RNA binding. The record is from RefSeq and is a predicted model, not a curated record. Gene Ontology annotation, cellular component: mitochondrion. Lineage: Eukaryota; Metazoa; Chordata; Lepidosauria; Squamata; Pythonidae.